Messenger RNA from Closterium sp. NIES-65, 705 nucleotides. The record is from the annotation of a GenBank genome assembly. NCBI's taxonomy places the organism in Eukaryota, Viridiplantae, Streptophyta, Zygnematophyceae, Desmidiales, Closteriaceae.
AUGCUCCCGUAUAGAGUCUCUGAAGCCGCUGACCCCACCACCCCUCUUUGUCAAAACCGUUCAGGCUGGCUGGCUGAAAGGGUGACCACUGGUGCAGUCUGCACUGCUGAAGUCUUUGCCUUGAUGCUGCUGAUCUCCAUACCGCUCCGCACCGUGCAAGAGCUCAUGGCACCGCUCUCCGCCACACACGACAUCCGACUUCCGGUGAUGCUUGUCCCCAUUACAGUGCUCGUUUUUGCUGCCGCAAGAAGCAAGAACACCUUUGCCAUCCUUGGGUCGCUGAUUCUUCUCGUGGUGGUGCUGCUGAUUGCUCUGAUUCCCCGUGCUUGGCUCUAUCCUGCCAUGCUGCUUGCUGCUGCACUGCUGGUGUCCACCUUCCUAUGUCUCAAGGCCUGCAUCUCUGCCUAUCUCUCUGCCUCUGUACCUGCACCAAAUAUCUCCGAACAACACGCGGGCCUAAUGUCCCUCGCCGAAUUAAAAGUUGCCAACUGCCCGCUCAUCUCCUUUCUCCCAGAAAACUUCUCCUUCCCUGCCCUUCACACGCUCACCCUACACUCCCUGGGCAAGCUGAAUGUUCUCCGGGAUUUAUCCAGGCUGUUCAGCGCUGCAGGGCGCAUGCACUUGGUCGGGGAUUCUUGCACGGCUACUAUUGAGACGUCGCAGAAGUCUGUUGCAACUGGCUUUCUUGUGGAUGCGGAAGGGUAA